Messenger RNA from Parathielavia appendiculata, 2573 nucleotides. Its product is annotated as C2H2 finger domain-containing protein. The transcript has 7 exons. The record is from RefSeq and is a predicted model, not a curated record. NCBI's taxonomy places the organism in Eukaryota, Fungi, Ascomycota, Sordariomycetes, Sordariales, Chaetomiaceae. The coding region runs from base 195 to 2339 and encodes 714 amino acids.
GGCCCCAGCGCUAAAAUUCAGAACCCCGCCUGCAGUUUAUUUUUCGAUUUCUGACACUUAAAAAACGGCCACUUCACUCGGUCGUGAAGUGCCGUGCUCGCACUCGCUCUGCGCCGGCAUGGGCUUGCUCUCACUCUCUCUCUUCGGCUCAGCUUCUACCAUAUUCAAGCGUCUGUCACAGCCAUAGUAACGCUAUGGGUCACCACCGGCGUUCAUUUGAGAAUGUCUCUGAUUCAGACUUCUCGCCCAGCGACGAUGGCGACUUGUUUGACACCGACGAAAACCACGGAGUUGACUCAACUGAAGCGACGGACUUGGACCUGGAUAACUUGGAUCCGGAUGAUAGUGAUUCAGAUUUGAGUGGUGAGGACUUCGACAUUGACGACCAAGUUCAGCUCUAUCGUGGCAAUGUGCAUCCACCGGAGUAUUACAGCCGAGGGAUAAAAGAGCCGGCUCAGAGAGAUCCCUACUCACGCUACGCUCCCAAAACAAAGCUGCGCCUCAUUGAGGUCGAGGAACAGUGGGGCCAGUUCUGCACCGAAGUUCGCUUGGGCGAUCCUCGAAAAGUCUUCGAGGGAACGAAGUCGAGCGGCGCUCUUAACACGAGGUGGAAGAAUUUGCAGAUUGUGUAUAAGGUGGCGAUGAGAAAGAAGUUUGAUACACAUAUUUAUAACGAAAUGCAAGAGGUACUGCAACGCCUAGUCGUGAAACACGGACUACGCACCACGAGGCGAAGGAAUCGGUUCAUGACAGUUGAGACACUCAAGGACCAGAUCGAAACGACGUUGAGCACUACAAAGAAGUCAUUUGACCUUGGCGAGCUCCGCAUCUAUGCCGUACUUUUCCUCCUCCUCCUCUCUCCCGGUGGCUCUCGCCCAGAGUCCAUCUUGCUGCUCCGAUAUGGAGAUAUCAGAGUCACCCUCGCGAGGGACCCCGAGGGCGGACCACACAAUCUUAUGAUUAAGUUCACUCCGGAAUUCACCAAGACAUACCUUGGUGCUAAGGAAUCUGUCACUUUCACCGUGCCUGAAGGCAUUUUCCACCGGUCCUUACUCCUCAGCCCUCAUGUCUUCCUCCUAGCGCUAUUAUUCCGUCACAAAGCGUUCCUAGCGCCCCACUUGACCUCCCCAGAGGGAAUAGAGAAACUGGACAUCUACCCGGGAGAGAAUGAAUUACCUAUACCUCUUCGAAGCGACUUGAACGACAUAUAUAUAUUUCGCAAAGCUAUAAAAACCGCGACGGGCUACCAAAUAUCCUUAAACGAGGGUAACGAGCGUAUAACAUACGCCACGAUGUCCGGGUGGAUCAAAGCGAUCGGUGAAAUUUUGGGAAUCGAAUAUACCGUGAUCGCUUAUAGCCUGCGCUACGGCACAGGCAAUAAGCUUGACCAGAGCCCCAAUAUCAGUGACGCGCUGAAGAACUUGUGCCUAGGGCACGCCAACUCCGUUCCGUUCCAAAGACACUACCUCGCACGAGAGAUUUGCGCCGACACCUACGCAAUCGUCCUGGGAGAACGCCCGCAGCAGGCGCUGAUAACGCAAUCUUGUGGAAUCGCGCAUUCGAUCAGUAAGCGGCGGCCCAUUAGCCUGACACCUGAGCAGGUAGCAUCUAUCAGUACCGAUCCUCGAAUCAGGGACAUGAAGCAGAAGUUACAGAAAAUGCCUAUGAGUUCCAAAGAGCGCAUACGCGCCCUUCGCAAAAUCAAAAAUGCAAAGCAGAGGAUGAAGAAUGCUCUUCUGAGGAAGAUCAGGGAGGAGUGGACCACGCAGCAGGCCGUUGACGACAUCAAUCGCCAACUUCGUGGCGAAGGGUUCGCCCCGCAGCUGACAGAGUUUCCCUACCCGCCUCAGCAUCCAGCUCAGAAGCGAUUGGUCGCGGCGAUCACGGCUCCGGCUGAGCAGACACUCGAGAAUCAGUACAGGCGGAGAAACAAGGCCAUUCACGCAAUCAUUGCGUACUGCUCUGUGGAGGAGGGGCGCAGCCCAUGCCGUACCAGCACUGUGGCAACGAAAUCUACGAAACGUCUCGAGGAACCUAAAGCAGGUAGUCCUCUAUACGCUGCCGCGUUGUCCGUUUUCGUGCGGGACGAAAAGGAGCGGCCAAGAAGGUGCUUCAUUUGCAUCGGAAAGGCGAUGUCGCUGGCACCGGAUGAUCCUAAUGUGGAAAAACUCAUCGACGAGUUCUAUACUUCUAGCGACUUGUCCAAACACUUCCGCCGGCGUCACUUGUCUAAUCUGCGGGACAGCGACGAGAUUGAGUGCCAGGUUUGUUGCAUCCCACUAGACAACAAGAUGCAUUUGCAGAACCAUGCACUCCGAAUACACGGCACUGUGUCCUGAAAUUGGCACGGUAGCCACGGAAAAAACGGAAUCGCACAAAUUUGGGCAGCCGGCAGGUGUUUUGUCAGGAAAAAUGUGAGGUUGAUCGUGUUGCUGUGCAGCCUGUCGGCAACGGCAAGAGAACACGCAAGGGAUGCUCGGAAAUAUGGGAUCAGAUAGCACUAUACGACAGACUACACAUGAUGACUAUUGAAGAAUCCCUAAACAUAGCAUAAUGCAGAAGUACUGGUACGC